GUAAAAGACUGCAUCUCCCUCCCUCCCUCCCUCCCCCGCCCGGAUCUCUUUCAAUGCCAACACUUUAGAGCUCGCUCUCCGCAAUCCGCCGCUGACGCCGGCGAAACCGAUGGAUUCUUCCGCCACCGUCACGUCAGCGGCUUCCUCCGCCGUCACCGCCUCCUUCCCUCCGCCUUCCAACCACCGCAUCCUGGAAAUCACCCUCAUCUCCGCCCAAGACCUGGCCCCCAUCUCCAAGGCCCAGCGGACCUACGCUCUGAUUUGGGUCAACCCGAAUAAGAAACGGAGCACCGGAAUCGACCCCAAGGGCCACACCAAUCCCACCUGGAACCACAAGUUCUCCUUCCGGGUCGACGACGAAUUCCUCCGCUCCGAUGAUUCCGCCGUCACCGUCGAGAUCUACGCCGUCGCGUGGUUCCGGGACGUCCUCGUCGGGUCGGUCCGCAUCAACGUCAACCACAUCCUGGCUCCCCACGCGCCGGAGAUGAAAAACGAGAGGUUCAUGGGUCUCCAGAUCCGACGGCCGUCCGGCGAUCCCCAGGGGAUGCUCAACAUGGGCGUUUCCCUCUUCGACUCCGCCGCGCGCGGGACCCCGAUCUGCAGCGACGUCAGCGCGUCGUCUUCGGAUUGCCGAGAUCUUCUGGAGAAGAAAAUGAACAACCUCCUGAAAGACGGCGGCGAGAUCACCGAGGACUUCCCGGCGAAUCCGGGCUCUGUCUGCAACGGCGACGUCAGCGCGUCGUCUUCGGACUGCCGGGAUCUUCUGGAGAAGAAGAUGAACAACUUCUUGAAAGACGGCGGCGAGAUCACCGAGGACUUCCCGGCGAAUCCGGGCUCUGUCUGCAACGGGUCGGCGCUCUGCGGCGGAUCCGAAGUCUGCUCGGACAUCGGGCCUUCCGCUUCUCUCGUGGCGGCGGAGAUAGCCCGGAAGUCGAACCCACCGGCGGCGCAGGGCAGCGCCGGGCCGCAGAGCCGGAAAAGCGAAGGGGAGAGCCUGAUACUGGAGGAACUGACGGCGGAGGAAGCGGCGGCGAAAGGGAUGACGACGAAUCAGGCGGCGGCGGCGGUGAAGAAGAAGGGACGCCUAUUCUCGUGCUUCGGAAAUGCUUACGGUUUUGAGGCAUCCGAGGAAUCCCCAACCUCCUCUUCUUUGACCGGGUCCUCUUUAUCCAGUUUCGAGACCCGGUCAGGCCCCAACACCACCGUCCCUGAACCGCAACCUGUUAACCAAAUGCCUGGUCAGGUUUCUCAGGAGAGGGAUGAACCGGUUGACGAUGAGCCGUCUCCCUACGACCCUGACAGCGAGUCGUAUGAGAGAUGGGUGAACCGGCUGGAUGUAGCCGGUUAUUUUGCUCUCCCUUCCAGUUACCCGCUCGACAUCUAUCCCCGGGUCUCUAAGAUUGCCCAAAACAAAGCCCGUAGGAAUCUCCCGGAGGGGUACGUUCUUGAGUACGAUCCCAGUUGGCCCAACAUUAUCGAGCCUCACCGGGAUGAUAGGGUAGGUUUCCAUAUCAUUUCUUUGGAAAGUGGCACCGUCUUCCCCCUGCGUCCCCUUCUAGUCGAGUUGUGCCACUGCUUCAAGAUUCUCCCCGGGCAACUCACACCCAAUGCCCAUCGUUUUCUUAAUGCUUUUGUAAAUAUCUGCUCCCAUCUCAAAAUCGAUCCUUCCCUUCGCUUUUUCCUCUAUUUGUUUGAAGUCCUUCCCGGUAAGUCGGGUUGCGAUGGCUACGUCUACUUCAAGGGCCGUAACGGUCGCCAAUUCAUUUCUGACCUUCCACAAAGCAACCGGCUAUGGAAGGAAAAAUUUGUUUUUAUAAAAUUUCCCACCACGUCUCCCUUGGCCGGCUUGAAGUGGAGUGACCACAUCCUGAAGCCGCAAUACACCGAGCCGGCUAGUACUCCAGCCUUGGAAGAAAGUUUGGAGAAGCUUCUCCGAGGGGACCCGUUCACCGGGCAGAUGUUUCACUACGGGGCUUGGAUCUGGCGGAUCCAACCGGGUGGCGAGGGUACCUCUAUGGCUCAUGAGGCAGCGGGGCACGGGGUACCUGCCUUGGGCAACACUGCAGAGGCCGGGGGCCCCAGCCACCCAGAGAUGAACUUCAGAGCGUUCAACAUUCCGACAAAGAAGACUGUUGGCUCUUCCUCCACCCCCAGAACUGUACCGGUCCAACAGGAACCGGUGGAGAUCCAUUCUGAGGAGGAAACUCCUCCAACUGGGAGGACCGGUCAGGCCGGGAAGACCACGGUAAACCCUCCCCUGGACAAGGGGAAGGGGAAGGUCCGGACCAAGCAUGCCGCCACCACUCAUCCCUCAGCUAAGAGGAGGAGGGGAGAAAAUGUCCCGGCUUCAGAGUCGUUAGAGGAGCUCUGGGUAAAGAUGGGGCAGAAGUUGAAGAAGAUGGGCGAGGUCGGCCCAGAAUCUUUAGAGAAGCUCACUGAGGACUCCUCCUCCCGGUCACUUCAGCUGGAGGAGAAGCUGAAGGGAGUCGAAGCCCACAACCGGGAGCUACAGGACCUGAUAGCCCGGCAGCUUGAUGAGAUGGCCAAUCUCUCAGCAAUUGCCGGGGGACCAAGGCAGAGACUCUCCAGCUGAAGGAAGAGAACCUGAAGCUGAUGGAGGACUUGGAGCAGAAGGAGUGAGAUUUCCCCGGUAGGGCCAGGCAAUGGGUGGGGG
Molecule: messenger RNA, 2674 nt
Organism: Cuscuta campestris
Lineage: Eukaryota; Viridiplantae; Streptophyta; Magnoliopsida; Solanales; Convolvulaceae
Source: the annotation of a GenBank genome assembly